This is a messenger RNA of Fomitopsis serialis, 806 nucleotides long. RefSeq lists its product as uncharacterized. The record is from RefSeq and is a predicted model, not a curated record. The transcript has 3 exons. Bases 252 to 722 code for a protein of 156 amino acids. Lineage: Eukaryota; Fungi; Basidiomycota; Agaricomycetes; Polyporales; Fomitopsidaceae.
CUAAAUAUCCUGGCCUCGACUGCCCGAGAGAACAAGUUAUCUCGAUAUGGCUACGCCACACAGAACACCUUCACGCCCUUCACAAGUCUCAGGCGCAGGCAGAGGCAGUCCGUCUAAAUGCACGACGCAAUCAUCGUCAACAAGAACGAAAGCGAGGGACCUACCUCAGACGCCACAACGCUGUCCACGAGCUUACCUCCGCACUUGAUCCUGGCGCCCUGAAAGUAGUCGAAGCCUUGGGUAUUCAGGGUAUGAGCUCAGACGAAUCUGAUCACGCAGCCGGUAGAGGAGAACCGACCUAUUUCAUCCGCAAGAAAUCAUGGCGCUCGCCCGCCCUAGUUGCCUGGUUGCGCACCCUAGAUGCUCUUCAUCUCUUCCUGAGAUACAAGGGAGCACACUUAGCAUCUCAGGGUGGGUGGCCUCACUACCGUCUGGAGAGUGAUAUCGAGAGCAGCAAGCCCGCGGUCACAGGCUUGCCCAUUGGGUUUUACUCUGCUGCAGCAACUAUGGACCAAUUCGAGGCCGCAUGGCUGAAGCCGCUGGUCAUCUCUGUCAAUCUCAUUCAUUCGGAUCGUGUUCUAACCCAUGCGGCACGUUAUGACCUGUCUAAUCGGCACAUUGUGACCGGGCGGUUUGACCCCAGAGGAGAACCCCAACCAGCAAGCUCACGGCAGCGGGGAAGUGCGCAGCAAAGCGAGAUGGCUGCUGGCCGUAGCACCUGAAGGGACUUCCGUGACGAUCCAGGAUUCCGACGCGCUUAUUGUAUGUUCUAAACCUCAUUCUGUAUUCGCAGUAUUGCUCCGAAA